UUGCGUACGUGCGCUUGAUUGGCUUUGAUUGAGUGCUUUGGCAAAGCUUGUGAAAUUUACAGUAGCCACACAACGACAAAGGUGCUUUCUGGAUGUCCGACCCAAUAGGGUCUGUAAGCGGGACCGUUUACAACGUACAACAUGUUUAGAAGUACCUUUCAAGGUGGAUUUCUGUCUAUAUUGUAUAGCAUCGGAAGCAAACCUCUUCAAAUAUGGGAAAUAAAGGUGAAGAAUGGUCAUAUCAAACGAGUUACAGACAAUGACAUCAACUCGCUUGUCUUGGAGGUUGAGGGUUCAAACGUCAGUACCAACUACAUCACGUGUCCUGCUGACCCGAGGCAGACACUUGGUAUCAAAAUGCCAUUUCUUGUGAUGAUUGUCAAGAAGACCAGGAAAUAUUUCAGCUUUGAAGUCCAGGUGUUAGAUGAUCAGAAUUUACGCCGGCGCUUUCGGACAUCACCAGGAGGGCCUACGGAACCAGUUAUGUCGAGACGCAGCGUGUUCAGGUGCGUUUGUGCGUGGACAGCAGAGGAAAGUGAUCACCAAAUGCUCCUGAAGAACCCAAGGAAAGUAAUGGAAAUAGAAGUAAUCCAAAGUGGGGUCCAGCUCUUGCCAUUUUACUAAUAUUUUAACUGUCAUAAAAUCAUAAAAAAAACAAUUAACCACUGGUAAUAUGAAAACAUAAAAAACACUGAAACUUUAAUAACGAAUGACAAAUUUUGAAGGUGAUUCACAUUUAAACAUGCCUCAAACAUCCAUCCAUCCAUUUUCUGAGGCGCUUCUCCUCACAAGGGUCGCGGGUGUGCUGGAGCCUAUCACAGCUAUCAUCGGGCAGGAGGCGGGGUACACCCUGAACUGGUUGCCAGCUAAUCGCAGGGCACAUACAUAAAAACAAACAACCAUUCACACUCACAUUCACACCUACUGGCAAUUUAGAGUUGUCAAUUAACCUACCAAGCAUGUUUUUGGGAUGUGGGAGGAAACCGGAGUGCCCGGAGAAAACCCACGCAGGCAUGCGGAGAACAUGCAAACUCCACACAGGCGGGGCCGGGCAUUGAACCGCGGUCCUCAGAACUGUGAGGCAGACGCUCUAACCAGUCACCCACCGUGCCGCUGCUGCCUCAAACAUUACAUCCUUAAUUCCCAAAUAAGUGUGAAAAGAAGUUUUCAUGCAUGCUCGGCAGUUGCACAACAUUAAAAACAAAAUACAAUGCAAAUGUUGACACUAGGUCUUACUCAAUAGCCCUUGUUGAGGUUGAUCCGUCUUUUGGAACAAGUGUGGCCAAAUACAGUUACAAGAAAAAGUAUGUGCACCCUUUGGAAUUAACUGGAUCUCUGGAUAAAUUAAAAUGUAAUAUGAUCUUCACCUAAGUCACAACAAUGGAAAGUCUGCUUUAUCUAAUACGACACAAACAAUUAUGAUUACAUGUUUUUGUUGAACACUUGAACAUUCUCAGUGCUGGGUAAUAAAUGUAUGUUAGUGAUGUACGAGUGCCACUAGUAGUACAGUGCGCUCUCUAGUUGUAAGCAAAAGAUUCACACUUUAAGUACAUUCAGUUGCAUUUAAUCUUUUAAGAAUGGUUUGUUUUUAAACUUAUUUAGGUACAGUUUUAACUUUUUGAUAUACACUUUUAAAGGAAUCAUUUAAGUAUAGUUUAAAAAAAAAAAAAAAAACCGUUACUAUAGUUUAGCACAGUGUUAAUGUUCAAACUGAAUAAUGUACAGUUGCUUACAAAAUUAGAUAUAAUUUUUGGAAUAAAACCUCUGUCUCGUUUUGAUGAACACUUGGGCCUAUUACGCUACUGUAUUUUAAUGCUGUCAUUAUGGUGGCACUUGGAAUGCUAAGUAUUUUUUGGGGGUGAUACUUGGUGUAAAUGGGUUGAGAACUACUGCCCUAGGUCAAGGGUGGACAGCUAAUUUUCUGAAGGGGCCAUGUGACAAGCUGAAACAUUUGUCGAGGGCCACACCAUGUUAACCCCAAUUAUGUUAAUUAUGAAUUUAACAUCUUUAUAUAAAUCAGUAAACGGUACUGUUUUAAUAAGAUGCUACUUGUAGAUAUGGUAAAGGAUAGUUGUAAUUAGGAAAUUAAAAAUGUAAGCAGUUAUAUUACAAUUAUACAGUAUACUGUAUAAACUUCAUCACAAUUUAAUAAACAUUCACAAAAAAAAUAAAACAUUAAAAAAAACAUUACAGUGCAUGAAGUUAUCUAUACAGUAUUUUCAAAAUGUGCUGAUAUUGGGCUGUAUUCAUCCUUUUGAAGGAGUGGCUGCAAGAGCACAGUGCAGAAAGCUAAAAAAAACAACAAUCCAAAGCCAAAUCCUCAAAUGUAUCCUUAAGAUUUACAAAAUGCUUGCAGUACAUAUCUGUUGACAAAUCUACGAUGGGUAAAACAUCAAAAACGAGAAUGGAUGUCAUUUGAGGACACCACAGACAAAGCCACUCUUGUGUUUCGAAGUUGCAAAAGAGUGGCUGGAUGUUACCCAGCGGUACUGGCAAACUAUUGUGUGGACAGAUGAAAUGAGAGUUGAGUUGUUUGGAAGUAACAUACAAUGCUAUUUGUGGAAGAAAAGGGUGCACAGCACACCAUUCCAUUCAUUCCAAAGGUUCACAUACUUUUUCCAACUCUGCACAGUGACGUUUACAUGUUGUGAUUCGUGAAAAUAUUAGGAGUUUCAGGUUUUUGAAUCUUGAGGUGACUGACAUUUCUGAGCUGCUGACUAUGUUAAUAAGGUGUUGUUUCAUUAGAGCAUAUCCAUUUGUAAGUGUUCUCUCUCUGUCUGGUUUACAGUGGUGCAUAUUUCAAAGUUGUGGUCAAACAAGCAUUACAUCUCAUCUGGGCUAGACAGAAUUUCCUAAAAUCUUACAUCUGCUCCAUAGGUUUGCCGAGCUGAGGUUGCCGAGGUCUUGAGUUAUAUACUGAUAUUUUGCAUGAAGACAGUUUUUGUGACUUUAAUGUCCUAUACUUUCAAAAUAAUUUGGUUAAAUUCAAGGGUAUUCGACUCUGGUUCCACUGUUUUAUCCUAAUGCUGCCUCCUGAGCAGUAUGAACAAAUGUACUUUAUCACCCUGUUGGUUGUGUGAUUGGAACUUGUGAAACACACAGUAAGUGUCCCGGGUUAAACUUUCCUCGUCUUGCACGCCGUGCCCAUCAACCCUUUCUUUUUUUCCCACAGCUGAGGUGCCUUUGAGGAAGGCACCUGAAUCCCUCAAUAGUUCUGCAUUCACUGUGAUGGGUCAAAAUGAGAAAUUUCACUUUAUUGUAUGCUUGCAAAGAACACAAGACAGUAAACCUGAACAUUCACAAUCAAUCUAAAAAUGUCCAUAUCUGUGCAAUCGUGAUCUUUUUUUUCUUUCAGAUUCAUGCUAAUUGUCGCAUCAGGAGGGUAUAUUUCACAGAUAAACAAUAUACAGAGGAUGAGCUCCCACCUGAGUUUAAACU
Molecule: messenger RNA, 3438 nt
Organism: Phycodurus eques (leafy seadragon)
Lineage: Eukaryota; Metazoa; Chordata; Actinopteri; Syngnathiformes; Syngnathidae
Product: cilia- and flagella-associated protein 20-like
Exons: 5
Coding region: 142-624 (160 amino acids)
Biological process (GO): regulation of cilium beat frequency involved in ciliary motility; positive regulation of cell motility; cilium assembly
Cellular component (GO): motile cilium; ciliary basal body
Source: RefSeq, a predicted model, not a curated record